GGACUCGAUACCGGACUGGGCGCAUCUUGUAUCGCGCGAUAAAGCAGAACAAAGGGAGUCUUGAGCGAGGAAUGCGCGAGCCGAGCCUGGCGCCGCCGAAACAGGGCCAAAUGUUCUUCUGAGACCUGGAGAAAGGCGCAAAGUCUCUCGAAACAUCAUUUAACACAGCAUCGAAACAGACGAUUCUCAAACCGCAACAAACCACGCUAUUCACCAUGUUUCCCCAGAAUCGACCUCCGGCUCCAUUGCAACCUCCACCAGGAUCCUCAGCUUCAGCUGCAGCAGCAGCAGCUGCGGCCGCUGCUGCAUCAGGGUCAACACAACCUCUGAAACUCACUUACCCUGAGACCCUAGACCGCAUAAAGGAGGAGUUUCAAUUCCUGCAGACACAGUAUCACAGUUUGAAGUUGGAGUGUGAAAAGCUGGCCACGGAGAAGACAGAAAUACAGAGACAUUAUGUCAUGUACUAUGAAAUGUCCUACGGCCUCAACAUAGAGAUGCACAAACAGACGGAGAUCGCCAAGCGGCUGAAUGUGAUUUGUGCCCAGCUCAUUCCAUUCCUGUCACAGGAGCACCAGCAGCAGGUGGUCCAGGCCAUGGAGCGCGCCAAACAGGUGACUAUGGGGGAGUUGAAUGCGUCGAUAGGGGUACGUGGACUCCCCCCUCUGCCUCCCACACAACAGCUGCAGGCCCAGCACCUUUCUCAGCAUGCUGCCCAGGGGUUACCCAUGGCCCCUCACCCCUCCGGCUUGCCUCACCCAGGAUUGGCUUUGGGGGGCGGCUCCGGGCUGCUGGCCCUUUCUGGAGCUCUCGGGGCCCAGUUGGCCUCUAAAGACGAGCGAGCCCAUUUGGAGGCCGUGGCAGCGGCGGCCGCAGCAGAGCACCACAGAGACUGGCCGCGGGGACGUUUACCUGCUCUUCCCAUGAUCCCCAUAGACCGUGAACCUGGACCAAGUUCACUCUCAAACGGAGACAAAGGGAGGUCCUCAGACUACCUCAGCAAUGGAAAAAAGAGAAAAGCAGAUGAGAAGGAGUUUAUGACCGACUAUGGCAGCGACGCGGAAAAGAGUGAUGACAAUUUGGUUGUUGAUGAGGACCCUUCUUCGCCAAGAAGCGUGCAGUCGUACUCCUCAAGAGAGAACGGAUUAGAUAAACUUCCCCCUUCCCGUAAGGAGCCUCUGCCCCAGGCCAGUCCGACCUCGCUGGCUUCCUCCAGCAGUGCUGCUUCCCCUUCACGCAGCAAGGAGCCUCCACCGAGAGAGAAGUCCAGCACUCCAGGGAUGAAGCCUGGAACGCCCAUGUCCCAGGAGUCGUCCACUCCAGGCCCCAGCGUUCCUCCACAGUUUCGUCCUGUUCCUGGGAAACCAGGGGUUGACCCUCUUG
Danio rerio (zebrafish) is the source of this 1383-nucleotide messenger RNA. It is a transcript of the gene tle2a, whose product is annotated as TLE family member 2, transcriptional corepressor a. Gene Ontology annotation, cellular component: nucleus. The record is from RefSeq and is marked validated. Lineage: Eukaryota; Metazoa; Chordata; Actinopteri; Cypriniformes; Danionidae. Gene Ontology annotation, biological process: negative regulation of DNA-templated transcription; regulation of DNA-templated transcription.